Messenger RNA from Pseudomassariella vexata, 450 nucleotides. RefSeq lists its product as uncharacterized. Bases 1 to 450 code for a protein of 149 amino acids. The record is from RefSeq and is a predicted model, not a curated record. Lineage: Eukaryota; Fungi; Ascomycota; Sordariomycetes; Amphisphaeriales; Pseudomassariaceae. The transcript has a single exon.
AUGACAACACAAGAAGUUCUCGAAAUGGAAAACACAACGGCGACACCUCAGAAGCUCCCCGAGGGUGAGACGCUCAAGUAUAUCCUUGCCUCCCUCAUCUUCACCCUCUUUGGCCUGCUCUUCAUUGUCGCCAUCGCAGCCGGCCAAGUCCGCAAACAGGCUCGCCACACUAUUAUCAGCGGAACCCGCUUGGUUGCCUUCGGAGUCGGUUACAUUGUUGUCGGUCUUGUUUACAUCCCCGUCCUUCUCCUCGACCAAGCCGAGAGAAACUACACGAAGAGAUCGUGGAGUGGUUGUCAGAUGCCGUCAUCACCACCAGAUCGCUAUAGCCACAGCCUCAGCUGCAGUAGAAACCGCAAUGAUAGCGAUGUGAGCGACUUGGACAUUGGGGAGCUGCGCCACUGUCUAGAACGGGGCAAAGGGAUUGAUGCAAAUAAACGUGGCUUGUGA